Nyctereutes procyonoides (raccoon dog) is the source of this 1266-nucleotide messenger RNA. Its product is annotated as WAS/WASL-interacting protein family member 1. The record is from RefSeq and is a predicted model, not a curated record. Bases 1 to 957 code for a protein of 318 amino acids. NCBI's taxonomy places the organism in Eukaryota, Metazoa, Chordata, Mammalia, Carnivora, Canidae. The transcript is spliced from 7 exons.
AUGCCCAGCGCGGCCGCCGAGGGCUGCCGGGGAGGUGCCGCGAGGGGCGGCGCCGCUCCCCGCAGAGAGAGCGCGAGGGAGGCCGGAGGGGAAAACACCGCACGGCCCCCGGGGGCCGGCGCCUGGGACUGGCGGGGGCGGGGGCCUGCUGGGGGCGGGGCCCGCCUUGGGGGCGGGGCCAGGCUCGGGGGCGGGGCUUGGGGCAGCCACGCCCCCCGGGAGCCCCGCAGCCGCCGCGGCGCCGCAGGACCCGGGCGGAGUUCAGUCGUUCAGCAAAGGAGACGGCCUCGGGGGCCUGGGCGCCGGGAGCUCGGCACUGCGCCCUCCCCUGAAAAAAAAAACAACGACCAUUGCCCCGUGCGGGGGAGGGGGGGCAUUCCGGAGACAGACGCUAAGCAAACACAGAAGGCGCACAAGACCGAAAGAACUGUCCCGCUGAGCCUUAAAUCGGGGCGGUGGGCUGCAGUGAGCGCGCGGCUGUCCCGACGGCCGAGCGGCGCCCCGAGGCCGCACCUGGAGGCGGGGCGGGCGCCCGCGGGCCAAGGUCGCUGCCCAGACUUCGAGGCUUCGCUUUCCCCGCGGAGACGGGCUCCGGGUCGCUCGCUUCGCCGAGGAGGCCCGAGGGAGCAGUCCAGCUUUAGGACCUCCGGUGGAUACCAAUCACAGGGACCAGAAACGCGAAACUCCUGGUCCAGCUCUGGAACCUCACGUCCACGUGCUAUAACGACGCUUGGGCCGCAGAGGCCUCCCCGCGGUCCCUGGAAGUCCGCACGCUCUACCCAGCCCUGGCCACAGUCCUCGUGCACGGUCCUUGCCCACGGAGGAGUCCUUGGCCUGCAAUCUGCCUCUCAAGAAUGCAAGCUCCAUGAAGGCAGGGUCAUUACCUUUUUAAGGGCUGUAUCCCAACCCAAGAGACCUGUCAGGUGGAUUCCUUGCAGAAGCAUGAACCUGAAAUGACAUAUUGAAAGAAAGAAAGAAAUAUGGCAUAAUUCAACAGAGGUGAGGCUAAUUGCUGCCCCUGUGGACUUCUGGUGAUCCCAUGAAGAAGGAGGCCCAACUCUUGAGUCUUGAUGACUUCUCCUUCCAUUCCUAGCUCAAUUAAUCUGAAGAAAUAAAGACCAUUUGACUUGUCAUGCACCUGACAUUGACAGCCCAUAUUGCUCUAAAAGGUAAUUCCAUCCCACUGUUGUCUGAGCACCGAUGGAAUACACAAUCUCCAAAACAUCUGAUGGAAUGCUGUAGUAUGAAGAACAAAGUGAAGAAAAA